This is a messenger RNA of Botrytis cinerea B05.10, 2999 nucleotides long. RefSeq lists its product as hypothetical. The transcript has 4 exons. NCBI's taxonomy places the organism in Eukaryota, Fungi, Ascomycota, Leotiomycetes, Helotiales, Sclerotiniaceae. Bases 1199 to 2197 code for a protein of 332 amino acids. The record is from RefSeq and is a predicted model, not a curated record.
GCCAGAUACGAUGUAGCAGAAUGUAUCAUAAUAUAUGAGAGGCACGUGGGAGGGUAUCUGCUCAUUUAACCCAUCUACCUUCCUGCCUUCCUACCCUUCGAGCCACCUUCACUCCGUGUUGAACUCUGCACUCUGCACUCUGCACUCUUCCCUCCUCCCUCCUCUUCUUCACGUGUAGCAUGCAUCCCUCCUCUGUCCUCUCCUUCUCCUCCUCUUUUCAUCCCAACAUCCGUCUUGCACGGCACAGCGCAUUGGCUGGUAUCCAUACAUCCAGUCAAAGCAGAGGAAAACGGGACUUGCAUAUAUGCACAACAUGAUCCCCUCCCACUCCCAUGUUGUUUAUUUUCUUCCCAAAACAACCUAGGAACGAUAGCCAAACCCACCAGGAAAUGAAAGAGCAGAAAGGAAGAGAGAAGAAAGGAAUGCAAAAUCUUCUUAGCUAAACAACUCUCUCCUGUCAAGUCUAAGCUCACUCUCCACUCUCCACUCUCUACUCUCGUCUACAUUCAUCCAUCGUACAUCUACUUGGAUUCCUUCAACGGAAAUUGAAGUAAAAUCAACCUUUAUUAACCUUGUUACGGCCAACGACCGUUCGGUACCAUACCCAUAUCCAUCACGGCACAUACACACACGUACAGACAGAGACAGGUACAUCUCGUUGUGUGAAGUGUGGCGGUCUCGUUGAUGGCUGUCAUGGUUGCAAACCAAAAACAACCCCCAAAACUCCAAACUCCAAACAAUUUGCCCUUUCUUGCCUCCUCUUUCUCUGCACGCGCUUCCUUCAACGACCUGCUCCUUCUAUUCAAGGUUCCUUCCAAAAUACGCGGGUCGCGGGUCUCUUAUCGCUCUCGUCGCUUUUCUACCUUUCAUUUUCCAAUUAUACAUUAAUUUUGCUACACAAUCUACAACCCUUGGAACUGUUCGAUUUCUCUCCAUUGCUCACUCUCACUCACUCUUUUCAGACAGGUGAAUAAGGAGGAUUCGUUCCCACCGCAAUAGUAUUCAAUGCCCAACACUUAAUUAAAUGACUUCUGGAUCUAUCUUAUUUGUCAAUUUUCUUUUGCACUUUCACUCGCUCAAUACACCAUCUUUUUUUAUUCUUCUUGAGGCAUCAAUUGAACAUAGCACUACACAUCGAUCAUCAACAUAUAGCUUUCCAACCAUUGUUCAUACCUGACCAUCACCCCUCGCAACAAUCAUGGAGUUGCCUUUCACAGAACAAGAACAGCGGUUCCUCCUUGCAGAGGUGAUCAAGACAAGCUCCAUUCCGCCAGAAAAGUUGUUGGCAAUCCUGAAUGAAAGUAACGUCAGUCCAAAUUGGAUGUUGAUGCAGGUUCCUCAAGGGCGAAACUUGGCAUCUUGUAUACAUACUUUUGAUAGUAUCGCUGGUCGGACUUACAAUAGUCUAACACCGCAACUACCCUCCGCUUCAUUAGUUUCCAGUGGCUCUCCUGGUUUCCAGAACAAACGCAAGUCUGUUUCCGAUCUUGAAUUGGCAGCUGCCGAGUCUUCUAGAAAGCGACGAACUCCAAAUUUAGAUGUUGCCUCUAUUCAGCGCAACAUACAGCCCAAGCCGGCUGCGAAUGGCUCGUCAAACUCGUUCUCCCCGCAAUUUACAGGCCAAACACCGAAAAAGCGUGGUCGACCUUCUAAGACAGAUCUCAAGAUUCGUCAAGCUGAAGAGAUAGCGCGUGGAGAACGAAUAGAUUCACUUGCAACUUCUAAGGGGCCCAUCGAGUCUCCCAUUGCUAGUGGCGGAGAUAUCACCCUGGAAAGCAUUUUGUCUUCUGAGCCUAUUGUUACCCUCGCUCAAAAGCCUGAGCCAAGUGCAGUCAAUUCUACUGGCGACAAAAUGGAUUCCGGUAGAAAGAGACGUGGUCGACCAACCUCCAGGUCUUCGAAUGUCCCUAGGACAGGCGAAGGCAGCUUCCCCAUUCUCCCUGCCCAAUUUCCGCAACAAAUUCGAACACCGCCACGAUUCGGUAUCCAGCAGACAUUUGAUAAAUCUAUGAGAGCCCAAUUCCAACCGGAGUCUGGUGAGGCUCAAAUUACUCGGGACAGUCACGGGACGCAAUCUAACGCCCAGAGCCAUAUUGAAGGACGUCAAAUGCAUGCUAGCGGUAAAGCAAAUGAUAAAGAACAGCAGGAGAUGCAAUACAAAGGCACAGAUAUGGUAGGAAAGUCGAAGGACAAUUAAAGAUCUGACAUUCGAAUUGGUCUCUGUCACACCUCUUGGCCAAUUAUGAGCAAUCUUUAAGCGUCCACCCUACAUAUAUCAACACAUGCCAAACUUCCUUCACGAGAAAUAUCAGUUUAUAUCUACCUCUUUCAAUAAUUUUUACUCGACAAAUUACGACAUAGUUCUCGAUUCUAUGAUUCAUAUUAACGGCCUCUUUUAAGAGUUUAUGCCCAUAACGAAGUCAUACCUUUCGUUAUAUAACACCUGUCUAUGCGUCACGAUCAAAUGCAAUGCCACUUAUCCCAACGAUAACCUUUCUUCCUUUCUCUUCUCUUCUUUAUGCUACGAUACCUUGUUUAUAAUGGAUUUGGAGCGGCAGCGUUGAAAUUGUUUUCCUCUUCGUUUUUGUUAUUUGACAAUAAUUGCUGCCGCGCGGUGAUACACCAAGCCUGUUCUUUAUUUCUUUGCAUCAUAAGUAGGCGUUAAAAUUUAUGGUUGUGGAUUGGAAACAAAUAUCGAAGGGAAAUGAGAAGAUAUGCUUUGGAAAUCUCUGAAAUCUGAAGAAUAGUGGAAAGGCUUGGUUAAGAGCGAACAAAUAUGCCACGGUGCGGAGGAAACACCAAUCUACAAUGCGAAUAAUGAAGAACGAACGAACGAUCAUUACGUGUAAGAUAGUUAACGAAUGAAUGUACAAUAUUUCGAAUGUUUCUAUGCUGUUUAGGAUUUGUUGUGUACAUAUCGGGGAGUAUUCCAAUGCUUUUUGUGCUAGUGAUAUCGAUAUCCGUACGCAGCAUCUAAUUUGGUAUUGUGAUACUACCCA